This is a messenger RNA of Penicillium odoratum, 1302 nucleotides long. RefSeq names its product protein kinase PKP2. Gene Ontology annotation, biological process: protein phosphorylation; regulation of glucose metabolic process. Gene Ontology annotation, cellular component: mitochondrion. Gene Ontology annotation, molecular function: pyruvate dehydrogenase (acetyl-transferring) kinase activity. Bases 1 to 1302 code for a protein of 433 amino acids. Lineage: Eukaryota; Fungi; Ascomycota; Eurotiomycetes; Eurotiales; Aspergillaceae. The record is from RefSeq and is a predicted model, not a curated record. The transcript has 4 exons.
AUGAAGUUACGUCCUAGAGGCUGGCAGGCUCUUCGAUGUGCUCCAAAACCACGCUUCUAUUCUGGAACUCAACCGCCACCAUGGCGACCUGCCUCGGCCGUGGAUGAAUGGGUGGAACGUCCUAUCCGCCCAAUCAGUCUCCGCCAGUUGACCUUCUUCGGUCGUACAUUGACAGAGCCUCGACUUAUUAGCUCGGCGAACUAUGUGCGGACUGAGUUGCCCACCCGUCUGGCGCACCGACUACGAGAUAUUCAGCAGCUGCCCUAUGUGGUAGUCUCCAACCCCCACCUAUCCCUCGUUUACGAGUUAUACUACCAGGCCUUUGAACGAUUUCGAGUAAUUCCUGAGAUCUGCACCUUGGAUGACAAUGAUCGGUUUUGUGAGGUACUCAAGGAGAUGUUAAAGGAGCAUCUGGUGGUCAUUCCUAACUUGGCCACCGGAGUUCUGGAGUGUCGCGAGCUAUUCCCGCCUGAUGAGAUGGAUCGAUUUAUGAACACCCUUCUGCGAGCGAGGAUCUCUCGUCGCGUUAUUGCAGAGCAACACCUUGCUUUGACUGACACCUUUAACUGCCCAUGGCAUUACCCCGACUCGACCGACCGGACCGAUACGAACGCAGACUUUGUAGGCGAAGUAUUUCUUAAAUGCAAUGCGAAAGAAGUAAUUGAGCGUUGCGGAAAAGUUUCACAAGACCUGAUGCGACAAACCACUCAAUCCACUCAGAUCCCGACCAUCAACAUCCAGGGUCACUUAAACGCUACCUUCCCAUACAUCCUGAGCCACCUGGAGUACAUUGUUGGUGAGCUGCUGCGCAACUCAGUGCAGGCUGUGAUUGAGAAGUACCAUGAUUCUACACAGCCGCCGCCACCAAUCCAGGUACUUAUUUGCGAAACUCCGCAACACGUCAUUAUGCGCUUCUCCGAUCAGGGCGGUGGUAUUCCACGUGACAUAUUACCCUAUUUGUGGUCUUUCAGCAAGGGACCCCGGACACAGACGCGGCUAGAAAACCUGGGGCGGGUCCCCGCGAUGGCUGCUACAAUGCAGGAGCUAAAAGUCAGUGGGCGAAGGCCAGAACCGACACCGGGAGGCUAUCAUGAGGGUUCUCUGGAUAGCUUGACCUCGCGACCACCAAACCUACGAUUAGGUAUGGGCCUGCCCAUGAGUCGGGUAUACGCUGAAUAUUGGGCGGGUAGUUUGGAAUUGCAUAGUCUGGAAGGCUACGGUGUGGAUGCUUUCCUGCAGAUCUCGAAGCUAGGGAACAAAAACGAGCAAGUGACAACACGCGCGGCCAUAGAUGCUGUGUGA